This is a messenger RNA of Melitaea cinxia (Glanville fritillary), 7999 nucleotides long. RefSeq lists its product as uncharacterized. NCBI's taxonomy places the organism in Eukaryota, Metazoa, Arthropoda, Insecta, Lepidoptera, Nymphalidae. The coding region runs from base 414 to 7436 and encodes 2340 amino acids. Gene Ontology annotation, cellular component: nucleus. Gene Ontology annotation, molecular function: ATP hydrolysis activity; ATP binding; ATP-dependent chromatin remodeler activity. The transcript is spliced from 22 exons. The record is from RefSeq and is a predicted model, not a curated record.
UACACAAAUUAUAUGUAUAAUAGGCGAAUGCUAUUUAUUGCGGAAGUAAUGGCUUCCUAAAUUUUAAUUGCUGAUUUUCAUUUUUUAAUGUUACAAAUCUUAAUUUUUACGAAAAGGAACGAAGUACAGAGUGUUUAUGAUAGUAAAAGUGCUCUCUGUUAAGAAUUUUGCUAUCCGGUUUCAUUUAUUUAGUCUUAUAUGCCGCGUCUAUAAAUCUACAAAGAAGUAUUCCCAAAAUGAUCAUUUUUUAAAUAUAAACAAGACAAAAUUGCCGGUUUCGAGCAAGUUAUCAAUGAAACCUAAAGUGUUAUGUGUUUUACGUAAAAAAGAGAGAUGUAAUGUGAUGAGUUGAUGAGUAAUGAACAUGUAUCCCAGUUAAUUGCCAGAUAUUGGAAAGACAGCUUAGUUUUGAUAUGGGUGAUGCUGGCGGGACUAUGUCAGUUAGAGGUAAAUUUAAAGGAAAAGUUGGUGAAGAUGAGGAUUCGGAAGAGGAAGUAUGGAAUAGCGAGGACGAAGAUGAAACAAUUACAAGAAUACAACGCGCACAUUUCGCACAGGCUGCAGCUAUGAACCCUCGGAGGAGAGUCAACUCACGUCCACGGCCAAUGAGCCAUAAAAGAAAAAUGGAAGCUGUUAAAACGUUUCAUAAUUUUACGAAAAAAUUAAAAAAGGACACUGGGAUUACAAUACGCAGUUUAAUUGGUCAAAAUGUAUUAGACUUAAGUGAUUUUUCUAGUGAUGACAAAAAUACUGACAGUGAUGGAUUAUCAGAAGAAGAGUUUACAGUUGAUCCUAGUGCUGCUCAGGAAUUGAAUGAAGAAAAUAAUAGUUACAUUGACCCAGAAACUGGUGAUAUUGUUGAAUCUAAAAAAACGAAACAAAUGGAGUCAGAAAUACCUGAAUCGGUAGGGUGUGAGUUGAUGGUUCAUAAAAGUGAUGAGGAACCAAAGACGCUUACAAUUAGUGAUAUUAUAAAUGAAGGUGAAUUAGAUUUGACAAAAAAUGUUGAGAUAGCUGAAGUGGAGCAAGAAGAGUUGUGUUCUGAUAAAUCAGCUGAGGAGUUCUUAAAUAUGACAAACCAAGAAGAGGCCAGUACAAACUUUGAUGUUGCAGAAAAGUUAAAGGAAAUGGAACAGAUCAGUGUAAAACCUGUAAAUAAUGUUGAGCAAGAAGAUAAGAAAGAUCCUAGUGAAGAAAAGCAAGCAGAAACAGACGAGGAGAAAAAAGCAUUAAAUACUAAUGCACUGAACGUCCGUCGAAACAUUAGGGAAGUUAUGGAUGAGAAAAAUCUAGAUGCAUCUACAUUGGCAGCCCAGAGACAAGAAUCUGAGAGAUUGGCUCGUGUUCAGGAACAGCAGAGAAUUAUUAGAGAGGUUCAAAGGCAGAUAGCUCUAAAUAGGCAAAACAAAAUACAUCAAAAGACACUAUCGUUACUUCAGGGUGGUUCAUCCUUACUGAAAAAGGGUAGCACUGGACAAAAAUUAAACUUACCAAACACAGUAUUGGUAAAAUUACCCUCUGGUGAAGUUAAGAAGACAUCGGUUAAGCAAGGUCAACUUGAAGUUACGAAAGUUUCAAAACCUACAACCUCUGGAACUAGCAUUUUACAAAAACAAGUCAAACCUGAUCAAAAGUCUGAGAAAAAAGAGGUGGUUGAAAUAGUAGAUAGUAGUAGUGGAGAAGAGUCAUCUUCAUCGUCAUCUGAUUCAGACGAUUGUAUAAUGUUGUCAGAUUCUGAAGUUCCUCCUAGUCCAGAAGCAGAAGAAGAUCCAGGAAAUUCUGGCCUUCAUGUCAAUGACACAUAUAAUGUACCAGAUGAACAAGGCCGUGUCUUAAUAAACAUUGGUCAUGCAGAAAAUGAAGAAGAUAUAUUCCUGGCACCGCAAAUUGCAAGGGUUAUUAAACCACACCAAAUCGGUGGCGUUAGAUUCUUGUUUGACAAUAUUAUAGAAUCUGUGCAGAGAUUUUCAACAUCUACUGGUUUUGGCUGCAUAUUGGCGCAUUCCAUGGGUUUAGGAAAAACACUCCAAAUUGUCUGCUUCUGUGAUAUAUUUCUUCGGCACACUAAUUCUAAGACAGUUUUGUGUAUUAUGCCUAUUAAUACUCUUCAAAAUUGGGUUGCUGAAUUUAAUAUGUGGCUACCCUUAGAUGCGACAAAUAGUCCCUUAGCAGCGCACGGUGAAGUUCGACCCCGAAAUUUUCCUAUAUAUGUUUUAAAUGAUAGUCACAAAACAUUGCAAAUGCGAGCGAAAGUUGUUAAGGAAUGGUCAACAGUAGGUGGUGUUUUAAUGAUAGGCUAUGAGCUCUAUAGAUUGCUAAGUAUGAAAAAAGAUAAGAAACCUCGUAAGAAGAAGAAAGUUGAUAAAAGUGAAGCAGACAAGGAAAUAGAAGAAAAGAAAUGUGAGAAAUUGGAUGAUGAUAUUCAGGGAACAAACUCUAAAUUACAAGAUCCUAGAGCAGAUAAGGAUGAUGGUGAUUUAUCCAAAUUAGAGGCAGAAAUAAAAGAUGAAAAGAAGGAGGACACACCUGAUGAAGACAAAAAGCUUUUAGAUGAAAUGUACGAAGCUCUAGUUAAACCAGGACCAGAUCUCGUAAUUUGCGAUGAAGGACAUCGCAUCAAAAACUCGCAUUCAAAUAUAUCUUAUGCUUUAAAACAAAUGAGAACUAAACGUCGAGUGGUAUUAACAGGUUAUCCCCUUCAAAAUAAUUUGCUUGAAUAUUGGUGCAUGGUAGACUUUGUGCGCCCAAAUUAUUUGGGUAGCAAAACCGAGUUUUGCAAUAUGUUUGAAAGACCAAUUCAAAAUGGACAGUGUAUAGACUCUACUCCUCAAGAUAUAAGGCUUAUGAGAUACAGAGCACAUGUUCUACACUCCUUGCUCGUAGGCUUUGUACAAAGGCGUUCUCAUGCUGUGUUGCAGUCAACAUUACCUCAAAAAGAGGAAUACGUACUUCUUGUACGAAUGACGCCAUUGCAACGUAAAUUGUAUGAUAGGUUUAUGAACGAAGUAGUGAGAUCUGCAUCUGUACCUAAUCCUUUGAAGGCAUUUGCUAUAUGUUGCAAGAUUUGGAAUCACCCAGAUGUACUGUAUAAUUUUUUGAAAAAACGAAAUGAAGUUAAUGCAGCUAUAGAAGAAGAUUUGGAUUUGGAAGAAAUUGGAGGUGUUACUAAAGCUGGUCGCGCAAAAAACAGCAAAGCAUCAACUAGAAGAGCGGCGAAGCCACGGGGAUCAAAAAAACCUGCAGCGACAAUACAACCGAAUACCAAUACUACUGCAUCGACGCCGUCUCGACAAGAUUCUACUUCCUUUUCAGAUGGAUCAUACCCUUCCAAUGGGCCAUAUGGAUCUAACUCGUUUCCAAAUCCUACAUCCGAUCGUCCUGCUUCUGGUAGUUCUUUUUCUCCAUAUCCUCCUUAUCAAAAUUCUAAUACAGGUUACUUUCCGCCUAAUCCCAGUUUUAAUCCAGAAUAUGGAAAUAAUUAUUAUUCCCAGCAAACACCAGCAUCCUAUAGUGGUAAUUAUCCUAACCAAUAUCCCCCCGGUAAUCCAGAGCAAGGAUAUAAUCAAAAUUAUUGGGGAAAUAGUAACUAUUAUGGUAAUCAAGGAUACUAUAGUAAUCAGCAAUAUGGAUCUAAUCAAACACCUACAGAAUUCAAUGGCAAUCCACCACCAAACUAUAAUAACACUCAACAAUAUCCAUCAAAUUAUAAUCCAUCCUCAGGCAAUACACCAUAUCCCGGAAAUUCUAUGCCAUCUUACUCUAAUAAUCAAGAAGGUUAUGGAAAUCAAAGCAGACCUCCAUAUCAAGGAUCAUUUUCAAAUACGUCUGAUUAUCCACAGUAUAAUGCUCAAAAUUCUUCUUCAGAAUAUCGCAAUAACCCACCAAAUCAAGAAUUCCCAAAUCAAACAUAUCCUCAGACGUUCACUGGAAAUACAGCAUACGAAGGAAAUCCACCACCUUCCUAUAAUCAGUUUGGUAAUCAGCCUCCAAAUUACCCCAACUAUGCAAAUAAUAUGCCUCAACAGCAAAACCAAGGAAAUGUCAUAACUAAUCAAUCUCAAGGGUGCACCGUUUCUAAUCAAUCCGUUGUGAAAACUGAAUGUGCAAUGGAUCCUAACUAUCAUUCCACUGAUGUAAAACCAGAACAAAAUGAAUCACAAACUUCUGCAUCUGCACCUUAUAGUGACCCGUAUGUUUAUCAUAACCAGCAUUCUCAAAGGUAUCCAGACGCCGAAAAUCUAAACAGCAACUACAAUUGCCCGUAUCCUAAUUAUCCUCCACUUGAAACUAAACCACCAUUGUGUAGCGCCAGUUCCGGUAGCCCUGUUACUUCUUGGCCUUUAACGGAAACAUUGAAAACUGAAGUUGAUAAAUUAAAAGCUGAAGAAAAAAUGGAAAUGAAAUCUGAGUCUGAUGGCGAAGUUAAAAUUGAAGAUCUAGAUACUAAGAAAAUUGUUAAGGAUGAAGUUAAAAAGGAAUUUAACAUGCAGCAGACACUACCUAAAACAAUGGCUAUGCAAACUUUUAGUAGUAGUGAAAAAACUUCCAAUACUGAUUCUGCUAAAAGUACUGUGGUAGAAAAAGAUAUAGAAACUUCUAAGAAGGGCAGACAAAAGAACAAAGGUAAAGAAGAUAAAAAAACCGAUAAACCGAAGCCCAAAGGCAAAGCGAGUAAAGCCAAAGGGCGGAAAGAUCGAAAAACGUCAAAAGAAAAGAAUGAUGAAUCAGAAUCGGAGGAGAGUGAAAAAGAAGAAAAAUUAAAUAAAGAAGAAGAACUGGCCUUGACAAAAAAGGCAGAAGAAGUUACAUAUGAAUGGGCAUCUGAAUUAUUUAAGGACUACAUACCCGGCAUAAUAGAAAACUCUGCUAAGAUGGAGCUUUUCUUUUACAUAUUAAAUGAGAGUAUUAAACUCGGAGACAGGUUAUUGUUGUUUAGUCAAAGUUUGUUUACUCUUAAUCUUAUUGAAGAUUUUCUGGAGAGAAAUUUUAUUCCUGGUACCACAAGAUAUUGGGAGAGAAAUACUUCAUACUAUCGCUUAGACGGUUCAACACACGCACUAGAACGAGAAAAACUAAUCAAUGAGUUUAAUGCAAAUCCUCAUGUAUAUUUAUUCUUAGUAUCAACACGUGCGGGCUCAUUAGGUAUCAAUCUAGUCGGCGCUAAUCGUGUCAUUGUAUUUGAUGCAAGUUGGAAUCCUUGUCAUGAUACGCAAGCUGUCUGCAGAGUAUACAGAUAUGGGCAAAAGAAGCCUUGCUUCGUAUAUAGAUUUGUAAUGGAUUGUUGUCUUGAAAAGAAGAUAUAUGACAGACAAAUAAACAAGCAGGGAAUGGCAGAUCGUGUUGUAGAUGAAUGUAAUCCAGAUGCUGUUCUUUCAAUGAAGGAAAUAACGAAUUUAUGUUUUGAUAAUGACGAAAAGGAAUCAGAAAUUAAGGAUUUAUCAGAGCACAAGGAUAAAUACAUAGAUAAACUGAUGCAAGGAAUUAUAAUGUUACACGGAAAUUUGUUGAGCAAAGAGCCCUUCCAACAUGAAUCAUUGCUGGUGGAUAGAAAGGAAAAGAAACUGUCCAGUGCUGAAAAGAGACUUGCACAAAGAGGAUACGAGUUGGAGAAGAAGGCGGCGUCGGGUCCGAAAGUUCCGCCGGCGUACCGCACGGUGCGUGCGGCGGACGGCAGCCUGGUGCAGCGGCCCGUGGCCUCCGUGCGGCCCAUGCAGCACGGCGCGCGCUGGAUCCCCGCCGACGUGUGGCGCCGCCAGGGCAUGACCGCGCAGGAGAUGACGCUGCCGCUGGAUGUCGUUAUACCAACAAAUUCAGCUGAAAAAACUAACAUAGUUCUUAAGGCGGGUCAACGAGUGAUGGUGUUGAAAUCGCCCAAAGGAAUUUAUAUGCAACUGGAAUCCGGAAAAAUUAUUGCGAUUAAAACGUCGCUUAAAGGCUUAGGACAAAAAGGGGCUGAUAAUAAAGAUAAUCCUAUAGGAAAGAAAGUUUUAGGCAGCCGACCAACUCCAGUCAACAUUCCUGGCUCUCUAAAAAAUAACUCUGCGAUCACGAUUACAUCUAAAACGGGACCUAGACCAGGAUAUCAUCGAAUUAUCAGACCUUCGCUUAAUAAAGUUUCGAGGCCUUCAAUUCAAGGCCAAAAAAUUUCUGAUAUAAGAAAUCGUUUAGGGGAAUUACGUUCAUAUUCUCCUGUGCGCGGUAAACUUCCUGUGUCACCGGCACGGAUGCUUAAACCUAACUUGCCAGGCUCGUUAAGCAUAACAAAAAUACCUAAAGAAGUCAAAAGACCUCACAGUGAUACUAACGCACCAGUUGUAUCCAAUACAACUGACGAACCUCAAGUAUUAGAUAGUGAUGAUGAAGAAGAGAAGAAUAAAGAACGAUGUUCACAAUCACCUAAAGAGAGUACUGAUAUGAAAGGUUCCGAUAUUAUAAAUACUAUGCCAGAAAAAGAUAAGAGUAAGGGUCAAAAAGAAGCAUCUAGUAAUGAAACUAUUGAACCAAUAGUGUUAACUACUGACGAAAAAUUACCAACAGAAGAAGCAUUGGAAAACAAAUCUUCUGAAAGUGAAAACAUAGAUACCCCAAUUAAUUUACAAACUAAACAAAGCGAUGACACUCCAAUGAAUCUCGUUAGUCGUAGUUCGAGCAAAAUUAAUUUAUUAAAAAACUAUAGGCAUCAACGGCCUAUGAAUCGACCUCAAAACGAAUCGAGUUUAAGUCAAUUAGAAAGAACGACAACUGCAUUAAAUAAAGAGGGACUUCCAGAUUUUCGCAAGAAUUUAGAUGAUAUAACGCAAUCAUAUUCACCCGGAACUGAAGAGAGAAGCAGCACGUCAAGAAAAAAGCGUUCGCCUAACAAAAUAGACAUUUCCGAUUCUCAGAAUGAUAGGCACGCUAAUAUGUCCCAUAGUGUUUCUAGUCUUCUUGGAACUGUUAGUAGUAACGUGUCGAAGUCAAGAGUGGGCGAUCACUCAUUAACAAAUUCGGUGCCACAUGCUUCACAACAAAGUCGAUUACCGAGUACAAGUAAUAUUUCAGGAAUGCCCCAAGAUCCACAUUCAUUGGCUUACAAUUUAGGAACUAAACAUCAAGCCUUGCCUACAAACAUUGGCUUAAUACCAACAGUCUCUCCAUCUCUUUGUAAUGACCCUUCAUCGAGAAGUGGAUCAGAUCCACAAAUUGCUAUGCCUACGAAUUCCAUGCCUCCUUCUAGCCAACCGUAUCCAACAGGCAACCCUCCGCCAGAUGGACCAUAUGGGCAAUAUCCAGGCUAUGGAAUGGGAUAUGGCGCUUAUCCGAAUGCGGCGUACUACGGCGGCUACGGCAGCGGGUACUACCCGCCGUACGCGGCGCACGGCGGGGCGCCACCGCCCUACACGGGGACUCCCCCGGCGCCCACGGAACCCUACCUACCCACAAAUCCACAGUGGUAAAGAAUACUUCGCAGUUAUGUGAAAUUGAAAGUUAUCGUAAUCGCGAUUAUUAUAAACGUUGAUUCUUUCUGCGCGAAAGAGUUAAUUAGGAUUUCGAGUGAAUGUCAGAGUGUCAAGUAUCGACUAGUGUAACUGCUUGGUCGUGGUUAAUUCAUAUUUAUGUAAUUUUGCCAUUUUAUAGUUUUUAUAGUGAUAUUUGUUUUAUAAAAAUAAAAUGGAAUAUAUUGUAACAAAUUCGGACGUCGCCGUCUCAUUUAAUUUGUGGCAAUCUCCUGCAAAUGAUUCGAUUCUCUAUUUUUAGUGUAAAUUAUUUUGAGAUUGACUGAUCACACUAAUUUAAUGAAUUGAAUUUUGUAUAUUAUCCUUUGCUAUAGAUUUAUAAAUUAAUAAAAAUGGUAUAAAACAUCUGAUGUAUCAGUACUUACUAGAUAAUAUGCGCGGAUUGUAUGAACAACAAGUAAUUUUAAAAUGUGAAUAAUUAAUUAAAACCUUAGAUUUAAGGUAUGUUAAAAAUCUCAAUAUUUCUAUGACGUAUACUCCAUUAAAGCAAAAGUUUUAUGUGA